UCCAAAUUGAAUAUAUAACAAGUAUAAAUUCUCCUGCAUUAUAUUGGCUAACAUCCGAGCAAACUGCUGAUGGUUUAUAUCUUUUUCUAUUGUCAAACAAUAAGCAAAUAUACGCUGGAUCAUGGUUUCCAUGCCAGGACACCCCAUCUGUCAAAUUUAAAUACACUGCUAAGGUUUUAGAUACCUACGGACUUAAAAUAUCAAGCGUCACGGAACUUUAUACUGAAACAGAAUUCGUAUAUAAAAUUGGACAUCAUUGUAACAAGUUUGGCAGUAAAUUUACAAUUAAGUUACCAAUAUUUUAUACAGAUGGUAUAAAAAGAAUGGAUAAUGUAUAUAAAAUACAGAUUGAAUAUGAAACAAGUCCAAAUUCUCCUGCAUUGUAUUGGCUAAAACCUGAUCAAACUUCCGAUGGUACACAUCCUCUCUUAAUAUCCAACAGCAAGUUUACAUAUGCCAGAGCUAUAUUUCCCUGCCAGGACAUACAGUCACACAAAGUUUCAUUCGUUUUGGAGAUUUCUGUACCAAAACUGGGUUUCAACGUUAUCAUGGCUGGGCAUAAAAGAGAAGUAUUUGAUAAAGGAAACAAACUUACGUACAAAUUUACUUCAACGCCAAACAUACCAUAUGCGAUAUCUAUUAUAGUAGGUUCACUAGAAGAGAAAAAAAUACGACAUCAUAAUACAGUAUGCAACUUGUGGACUGAGAAGAAAUAUAUUCAGCAGAGUGAAAUGACUCUUAAUAUAAUUAUAGACACGAUGUUUUACGUCGAAGAAAAGCUGUAUGGUUUCGUGGGUCAACUUAAUGUAUGUGUGCUUCCACCAAAUAUCCCGGAGUUCGAUAUGCAAUGUCCUCUCAUGACACUUGUGUCGUCAAAUUUAUUUGGCGGCGGACAUUAUAUGAUCCAUACAAUUAUUCAAAACAUCGUUGAGAGCUGGAUUGGAAGAAUAGUCGUGAUUGCAAAUUUCCAACACUUGUGGUUGAUUAAAAGUUUAAGUACAUUCAUUUAUAGGGAUUUUAUAAAAUAUUUCAAUAUAGAAAUGCAAGAAUUUCUAGAAAAGAAAGGCAUGAACAAUCUAAUAAAUAUGGUAAAUUAUUAAAUUUGUUUAGAUAGAAUCAAAAAAAGAAAUACAUUCAUUGAUAAUAUUAUUUUUCACUUCGUACGUGCGC
Molecule: messenger RNA, 1170 nt
Organism: Temnothorax curvispinosus
Lineage: Eukaryota; Metazoa; Arthropoda; Insecta; Hymenoptera; Formicidae
Product: leukotriene A-4 hydrolase-like
Exons: 7
Coding region: 324-1100 (258 amino acids)
Biological process (GO): peptide catabolic process
Cellular component (GO): cytosol
Molecular function (GO): aminopeptidase activity; epoxide hydrolase activity
Source: RefSeq, a predicted model, not a curated record